Molossus molossus (Pallas's mastiff bat) is the source of this 1740-nucleotide messenger RNA. RefSeq names its product zinc finger protein 674 (gene ZNF674). The record is from RefSeq and is a predicted model, not a curated record. Lineage: Eukaryota; Metazoa; Chordata; Mammalia; Chiroptera; Molossidae. Gene Ontology annotation, molecular function: RNA polymerase II transcription regulatory region sequence-specific DNA binding; DNA-binding transcription factor activity, RNA polymerase II-specific. Gene Ontology annotation, cellular component: nucleus. Gene Ontology annotation, biological process: regulation of transcription by RNA polymerase II. The transcript has 5 exons.
AUGGCCAUGUCCCAGGAAUCAUUGACCUUCAGGGACGUGUUUGUGGACUUCACCUUGGAGGAGUGGCAGCAACUGGACUUUACUCAGAAGAACCUCUACAGGAAUGUCAUGCUGGAGAACUACAGCCACCUGGUCUCUGUGGGAUACCUGGUGACUAAACCAGAUGUGAUCUUCAGGUUUGGACAAGGAGAGGAGGCCAGGAGGGCAGAUGGAGAACCCAUAAUGCAGAACUGUCCAGUGAGAUCAUGUGAAUUCUGGCAAAUUGAUGACCAGAGAGAUAACCACAAAGAAAGCCAAGAUAAAUCUCUUGGGCAAGCUACAUUUAUAGACAAGGAAGCACUGAAGGAUGAAAGUGACCAAGAAAUAAGAACAUGCAGAAAAAUUAUUUAUCCCAGCACAGACUUUGUUUCUAUAAGACAAAGACUCCUUAAACAUUAUUCAUGGGAAAGAUGUUCAAAACAUAAUUUAAACUUCCUUAGUCAAAAAAGAAGCUAUGUAAGAAAGAAAUAUGAUGAAUGUCAGGCAUAUUGGAAAUUAUUUUUCCAUUCUAAUCUUGAUAGAGCUCAACCUGGAGAGAAAUUAUAUGAACCUAAUCAACGUGGAAAAGCCCUCCACCAUAAGCAAGCCCUUAAAAGUCAGAGAAUUCAAACUGGGGAGAAACUUUAUGAAUGUUCUAAUUGUGGAAAAGCAUUUAUCCAGAAAGCAAACCUUGUUGUACAUCAGAGAACUCACACCGGAGAGAAACCUUAUGAAUGCUGUGAAUGUGAAAAAGCCUUCAGCCAGAAGUCAACCCCCAUUGCACACCAGAGAACUCAUACGGGGGAGAAACCCUAUAAAUGCAGUGAAUGUGGGAAAACCUUUAUCCAGAAGUCAACUCUGAUUAAACAUCAAUGAACUCAUACAGGAGAGAAACCAUUUGGAUGUGGUAAAUAUGCAAAAGCUUUUAAGAGUUCAUUUCACCUUAUUAGACAUGAAAAAACAUAAGUCAGACAAGCAUUUUAUGAAGGUAUCAAAUGUGGUAAGUCCAGCCUUAUGAAUCAAAGGACUCAUAUGAGUGAGAAACCUGAGUGCAGUAAACAUGGGAAAGCCUUUUAUGAGAAUCCCACCCCCAUUAAACAUCAGAGAAUACAUACAAAAGAGAAACCUUAUGAGUGCAGUGAAUGUGGAAAAAGCUUCAGGGGAAAGUCACACCUCUCUGUUCAUCAGAGAAUUCACACAGGAGAAAAACCCUAUGAAUGUAGCAUGUGUGGGAAGACUUUCAGUGGAAAAUCACACCUCUCUGUCCAUCACAGAAUUCACACAGGAGAGAAACCUUAUGAAUGCAGAAGAUGUGGGAAAGCCUUUGGUGAUAAAUCAACCCUUAUUGUACAUCAGAGAACUCAUACAGGAGAAAAACCCUAUAAAUGCAAUGAAUGUGGGAAAGCCUUUAGUGAGAAGUCACCACUGAUUAAACAUCAGAGAAUUCAUACAGGAGAGAGACCCUAUGAAUGCAGUGACUAUAGGAAAGCCUUCAGUAGGAAGUCAACUCUUAUUAAACAUCAAAGAACUCAUACAGGGGAAAAACCCUAUGAGUGUAGCGAAUGUGGGAAAGCCUUCAGUGUAAAAUCAACUCUCACUGUACAUCAUAGAACUCAUACAGGAGAGAAACCCUAUGAAUGCAAAGAGUAUGGCAAAGCCUUCAGUGGGAAGUCAACUCUCAUUAAACAUCAGAGAAGUCAUUCAGGAGAUAAAACCAUCUAA